AGCAGUACUGUCAGUCUCAUUCCAGAUGGAGAGAAAGAUGUAAAAUGGGAUUCAUUUCCAUCGGCAUUAUUUCAUGUACAUGAAUGGAUUGUCGAUAGUUGUGAGCUAAUGGCGCAUUUCAUAUCAUUUUUUCAAGAUGCAGCUGAUGACAAUAAUACUAGGUUGCGGAUUUGCCAAGCAGUUGGUUUCUGGAUUCGUGCGUGCCCUACACAUUUCGAUGCUCCGCUGUGUAGGCUUGUCGACCGUCUAAAAGUUCUCGCACUGUCGAAAAAUACGCCUGAUGCUGCAGCUCUUCUUGACCUGUCUGCAAUGUAAAU
Molecule: messenger RNA, 317 nt
Organism: Gongylonema pulchrum
Lineage: Eukaryota; Metazoa; Nematoda; Chromadorea; Rhabditida; Gongylonematidae
Source: the annotation of a GenBank genome assembly